AGUGUGUGUGAGAGAGUGUUUCUCCCUCUCUGCAAUUAGAAGAGAAAAGGAAGAGAAGAAAGAAGACGUAUGCGCAGGGCUACCACAUAUUGCCACAAGUUUUAGUUGCUUUUGAAAAAAGGAUAUAUAUUUAUUAUUAUUGUUAUUACCCGCGCAUCUAGAUGACAAUGGCCGAUUACGACACGGAGGACAACCUGGACCAGAACAGCGCGCUGAGUAGUGACAGCAUCCAAGAAGACGUGAGCAACCUGCUGCGCAACAAGCUCGCCAAUGAGCAGUGGAACCCGGUGAAGGUGGACGGGUGGGUCGAGGACGUCGUCACGUCCGUUCUGAAGGAGCUGGCGGAACUGAAGAAGCCGUACAAGUAUAUCGUGACGUGUGUCGUUAUGCAGCGCACCGGCGCCGCGUUGUCCACCGGCUUUAUUAGCCUGUGGGACAACACAAAGGACGGCAUGGUGCACGUACCGUUCGAGAGCGACUCCCUCCACUGCUUAGUAACGGUAUACUUCCUCAAGAACGACUAA
Messenger RNA from Leptomonas pyrrhocoris, 524 nucleotides. RefSeq names its product outer arm dynein-like protein. The coding region runs from base 162 to 524 and encodes 120 amino acids. Lineage: Eukaryota; Euglenozoa; Kinetoplastea; Trypanosomatida; Trypanosomatidae. Gene Ontology annotation, cellular component: cytoplasm; cytoplasmic dynein complex. The transcript has a single exon. Gene Ontology annotation, biological process: microtubule-based movement. The record is from RefSeq and is a predicted model, not a curated record. Gene Ontology annotation, molecular function: dynein intermediate chain binding.